Molecule: messenger RNA, 1690 nt
Organism: Sesamum indicum (sesame)
Lineage: Eukaryota; Viridiplantae; Streptophyta; Magnoliopsida; Lamiales; Pedaliaceae
Product: coiled-coil protein
Biological process (GO): vacuolar proton-transporting V-type ATPase complex assembly
Source: RefSeq, a predicted model, not a curated record
AAAGAUUACAACAUAAGAUGAAUCAGUUUUCGUUAUACGAAUCAUCAGCAUGCCCCAACAUCACCAAGUGAGCAUUCAAUCAGCAACACCGCAAUCGUCAACAAACACGAGUUAUAAUUGAGGCUUGCAAUCUUUGCCUGUUUCUCUAGUUCAGCAUAUACAGACUAAUUCUGCAGAAUCUGUUGUUAGAAAAUGCAGAGCUCUGAGAAUGGGGUCGAAUCAAGAAACGAAGUUGCGGAAGGUGAACAACAUAUAUUGAAUUUCUUGGACUCGGUGGAUUCUUACCUAAUCCUUAUGGAUUCCUUAUCUUCAGCUCUUCGCCAGGGAUGGUUGGAGCUAGCUAGUGCUCGACAUUCGAUGGGUGCUUCGCGUGUCAACUGUGCUUUGUUUGACCUCAAAUCUCACCAUGCUUCAACAACAGUGCAAGUAAAUAAUGAUUUGCCGCACUUCAAAUUGUGCAAAUGGGCUUCCUCAGAUGAUCCUGAAAAGUAUUCUGAGGAAGGCAAAUUUGAGGAGGAUGAACUGUUCCAGAACAAGUCUGACGGCCCACGACAUCGGCAUCAGGAACUUCAGGAGAAAAGGACAGAAGAAGGUGGUGCAUCUCCAGUUGGCACUGAUAAUCAGAUCCAGAAACUAUUUUUGCAGGCCCAGAAAGAAAGAUUUAAAACACUAUCGAUGUUUGGAACUCUUGUCUCUCCUAAGCUUCGUGCAACCCAACUAUCAUUUGAGACAGCUCUCGAAAUGCUGGUAGAGAUAUCAAAUACACGAGCUUCUUUGCUGCAUGCUUAUGAUCAAGUGCAGAAGGAUCGGACGAACCCCAAAUAAUUAUAGCUGGUUUCUCCACGUAGCUGUAGUUUAAUUAUUAGCUUAUCUUUUCUCCAUUUUUUUAGUAAAACUACUGAUCACUUAUUCAGGCACACGAUCCUGGAUUAGACAUUUAGGCUCCACACCUCUGUACUUGCGCAAAGUGAAGUGCCUAAAACAAGCUUUGUUCUGAUAGUGUUCUUUUCAAUUUGCGCUUUAUGUCAGAAAGAGCCAGAUAUGUAGAAACCAGUAUCUUGUCUUUUUCAGGUCGAUCGAAGGUUUUCUAUUAGCAUGAGCUAUCUUCUAGGGAUUCCGUACAACUAAUAAGUCGUAGCUGAGUGAAUAGAAAGCAAUGCUUUCUGAAGCCCCCUUUUGUACUUUUAAUGACUGUUUUCCUCAUAUUGUUCCGGGGUUUUGUCGAAUGAUAUCUAGUCACAAGCACUUGAUGACUAAUAAACAAAGUGAUUAGACAUCAAAGAUCAGCUGUUCUCAUGCUGAAACUUGUUCGAGGUUCUGAUUGCUACUGCGAUAAUGAGGGUGGACGGACUAGUCUUUUGUCAGAAAAACAUUUCACGGAGGAUUGAGCAAGAAUCUUGUUAAGGAAGCUGUCCAUUCCUGAGAAACUAAGGAAUGUAGCAAGGGUCAACCUUUUGUCUAUAUUCGUUACUCGUUCUUUAUUAGCUCUCGCUCGAGGUUAUUAGUUUAAGGACAAGAAUUACAUCAUUAUGAGCUUCUUUCUUUAUGUUGUUCCUGUUGGAGCUUCCUUAAGGGGUUCUAGGAUGUGAUGAAGUACUUGCUAGAGGAUCCUUUCAUAGCUGAACUUGUAUUACCAUACUCCAAAUGCAGUCUUUUUAUGUUUGUUAUAAGUCGAGUGGAUCUUUAGUAU